AUGGAGGAGAAUAAAAUCUCUUCGUCCGAAGAUGAAUCCUCUAAGCCUGAAUCUGUUCUCGACGCCGCGGAGAAGGAUCACGAUCACGUUUCCGAUUCUGAAUCUGGAUCGGAGGAAGAAUCCGAUCAUGAGGCUUGGAAAAUGUCGGUUCCACUCCGGAAGAGUCUUGGUAAAGGGAAGAACGGAGAGGAACCGGCAUUUUCCAAGCCUCAUGAUCGAAAGGCGUUUGGUUUGUCCAAGUUUAUUUGGGGAGCUAAUGGGAUAGCUCCUAAAUCAGUUCCGAAAUCUAACGGGUUGUCGAAGAAGAUCAGUAAUAAGUCGGAGAAAGUGGAGUUUGUGAAGCAAGAGGUGGUUUCUUCUUUGCCUAAUAGUAAAAGCUGUGAAGACGAGGAGGUGGCGAAUAAAGAAGAAGUGUCUUCGCUUGGUAUGCCGGAAUUGGAUACUACGUUUAUGAAGUCUUUUCUUGCGAAAUCACUAGCGCGUUUUGGUGUGGAUGCUCAACAAGGAUGGACUAGGCUUGCCUCAGAGGAUAAAUAG
Arabis nemorensis is the source of this 537-nucleotide messenger RNA. NCBI's taxonomy places the organism in Eukaryota, Viridiplantae, Streptophyta, Magnoliopsida, Brassicales, Brassicaceae. The record is from the annotation of a GenBank genome assembly.